UAUGAAUCUUCAAAAGGUACAGUGUGUGUAUUAAUUUGGGAGAUAAUAAUGAGUUGAAUCACAAGAAUACACACAGAUCGCUAUAUUAUAAUAUACUGGUUGAUGUUGAUGAUGACCCCUCUUCAUCCGUCAGAUAUAUCAGAGAUGGAUAAAGCAGCGAUUAGGGAUAAUCCACCCGACUGUCAACCCGCGGAUGUUGGUGAUAGCUGUGGCAAUAUGCAGUGUGUGCCUUGUGGGUCUCUAUCUCCUGGUCGUGUCACGUAAAUGGACACCUGACGACGUCCGGCUCAGCUACACGAUAACCCACUGGGAAGGAUUUGGAGAAAAGAGAGGAGCAUACAACUUCACCGUGGUAACGGGGAUGCUUGAUAUUGGUAGAGGAUCAUGGUCAAAGCAGAGUCGCAGUUACAACAAGUACCUGAUAUACAUGUCCCAGGUCCUGAGGCUGGAUGUCAACAUGGUGGUCUACAUCGAGGAGAAGGGGCGGCCAUUUGUAGAAUGGAUGAGAAGAGGACGAGGAGGGUUCACCAAGAUCCGCCCAAUCCAACUGUCGCAGUUCCCGUACUACAAGUACAAGUCCAAAAUGCAGCAGAUUAUGGACAGCGAGGAGUACCAACAAGGAAAUGAGCUGCUGGCCCAGGGAGACCAUGUUGAGGCCACCAACCCUGAUUACGAUAUUUUGCAACUGUCCAAAAUACAUCUUGUAAAUGAAGCCGUCAGAUUGAACCCUUUCAACAGUACUUACUUUUUUUGGAUGGACGGUGGGUAUGGACAUGGUGGAGAGGGCAUCUUUCCGCCAGACGCCAUCUGGAAGCCCGACCGACUGACUCGGGUUCCCAACAAACUGUCUUUCUUAGUCCGGGGUGACAUUGAAAACUGGGCCAAGGUCAAGGACCUUCAUAAGAAGAAUGUUAACAUCCUGGUGGGUGGAGUGUUCGGAGGUGGCAUUAAGGUGUUGUCCCAGUACCAUGCUCUCCACUCCAGGUUGAUGAGGGAGUGGAUGGCCAGAAACAUCGUUGACGAUGACCAGACGGCCAAUAUGCAACUGUACUUCAGACACAGGUCGAUGUUCAACCUGGUCAGGGCAGACUGGUUUGACAUCUUCAAGGUUACAGUGAAUGAAUGACAUUGUAAGGUAUUAUUGGGUGGAGUUUAGCUCAAUGAUGGUUUCUCAUCCGAGGAUCUGUGUGAGUGAGUGGGUGAAUUUGGUUUAAUGCCAAUGUGAGCAGUAUUUUAGUGAUAUCAUGGCUUGAUGUUUGAGGAAAGCCUGAAGUGAUACAGGUUAGAUACCGCUGUGAAGAGGAUUUUCGUUUCUUUAUUCAGCAGAAGCAACCCUGACCUUUUCACUCUCACAUCAGAAACAUGCUCAGUACUUUUUAAAUGUCUUGGCUUGCUAUGAUUUUGAAACAAAUGGUGAGUAUGGUAUUGAUAUAAAACAAAAUCUUAUGUUGUAUCUCUGUUGAAAACCGGGGGCACGGGUGGCCCAGUCGUCUAAGGCGCCGCGAUUUGCUGUGCAGAGUUGUGUCCCUUGGGCACACCAGAAACCUAUGAUUGUGGGUUCGAAUCCCGGUUCGCCCCGA
Molecule: messenger RNA, 1580 nt
Organism: Haliotis rufescens (red abalone)
Lineage: Eukaryota; Metazoa; Mollusca; Gastropoda; Lepetellida; Haliotidae
Exons: 3
Coding region: 194-1126 (310 amino acids)
Source: RefSeq, a predicted model, not a curated record